Molecule: messenger RNA, 2021 nt
Organism: Pteronotus mesoamericanus
Lineage: Eukaryota; Metazoa; Chordata; Mammalia; Chiroptera; Mormoopidae
Gene: NKX2-1
Product: NK2 homeobox 1
Exons: 4
Coding region: 1-1329 (442 amino acids)
Biological process (GO): cell differentiation; regulation of transcription by RNA polymerase II
Cellular component (GO): nucleus
Molecular function (GO): DNA-binding transcription factor activity, RNA polymerase II-specific; RNA polymerase II cis-regulatory region sequence-specific DNA binding
Source: RefSeq, a predicted model, not a curated record
AUGUCCUUGGAAAGUCAGCUCCAGAACCCCGGGCGUCCAGGCGCUGGGCGAGGGUCGGGGACACCAGGGUUCGUCCCCAGACUCGCAAGCUCUUUUGGUGGCGACUGGGGCCCGGCGCCGCGAAGCCCGAUGUGGUCCGGAGGCAGUGGGAAGGCUCGGGGCUGGGAGGCCGCGGCGGGAGGGAAGAGCAGCCCCAGCAGGCUCAGCCGCCGCCGAAUCAUGUCGAUGAGUCCAAAGCACACGACUCCGUUCUCAGUGUCUGACAUCUUGAGUCCCCUGGAGGAAAGCUACAAGAAAGUGGGCAUGGAGGGCGGCGGCCUUGGGGCUCCACUGGCGGCUUACAGGCAGGGCCAGGCAGCACCGCCGGCCGCGGCCAUGCAGCAGCACGCCGUGGGGCACCACGGUGCGGUCACCGCCGCCUACCACAUGACGGCCACGGGGGUGCCCCAGCUCUCGCACUCCGCCGUGGGGGGCUACUGCAACGGCAACCUGGGCAACAUGAGCGAGCUGCCUCCCUACCAGGACACCAUGCGGAACACCGCCUCGGGCCCCGGAUGGUACGGCGCCAACCCAGACCCGCGCUUCCCCGCCAUCUCCCGCUUCAUGGGCCCGGCGAGCGGCAUGAACAUGAGCGGCAUGGGCGGCCUGGGCUCGCUGGGGGACGUGAGCAAGAACAUGGCCCCGCUGCCAAGUGCACCGCGCCGGAAGCGCCGGGUGCUCUUCUCCCAGGCGCAAGUGUACGAGCUAGAACGACGCUUCAAGCAACAGAAAUACCUGUCGGCUCCCGAGCGCGAGCACCUGGCCAGCAUGAUCCACCUGACACCCACGCAAGUCAAGAUUUGGUUCCAGAACCACCGCUACAAAAUGAAGCGCCAAGCCAAGGACAAGGCGGCGCAGCAACAACUACAGCAGGACAGCGGCGGCGGCGGAGGGGGCGCCGGGUGCCCACAGCAGCAGCAAGCGCAGCAGCAGUCGCCGCGCCGUGUGGCGGUGCCGGUCCUAGUGAAAGACGGCAAACCUUGCCAGGCGGGCGCCCCGGCUACUGGCGCAGCCAGCCUGCAAGGCCACGCGCAGCAACAGGCUCAACAGCAGGCGCAGGCCGCUCAGGCGGCGGCGGCGGCGAUCUCCGUUGGCAGCGGCGGUCCCGGCCUGGGUGCACACCCAGGCCACCAGCCGGGCAGCGCGGGCCAGUCUCCGGACCUGGCGCACCACGCCGCCAGCCCCGUAGCGCUGCAGGGCCAGGUCUCCAGCCUGUCCCACCUGAACUCCUCGGGCUCGGACUACGGCACCAUGUCCUGCUCCACCUUGCUAUAUGGUCGGACCUGGUGAGAGGUCGCUGGGCUGCACCAUGCCCAGCACGCGGCCUCAUCGCUUUCCCUCUUGUCCGCCACACACGUCAACCACCCGGCUCUCCAAGCGCUUCGGCUUUUCUUAAGGACCUGUCCUGUUUAGACCAAGGGAAAAAAACACAAAGGCCAAACUGCUGGACGUCUUUCCUUUUCCUUUUUUUUUCUAAAAUUCGUGGGAUUUUUUUAAAAAAAGAAAAUAAAAACAACCAAGCGAAUCCAAUUCUUUAAGGAGACUUUCAACAGAGAAGGACAUAAGAACAACUUUCGGGGUGUCUUUUAGGUGAUUCAAAUAGGUUUCCCACGCUCGGGUGGGGCACAGUUUGGAGAGGGAUCUAUGCUGGCAUGGCUCUGGACUGUAAAGAUCACAAACUUCAUUCUGCGUACACUGUGCCAGCAAAGUGGACUCGCUUGUAAAUACCAGGAUUUCUUUGAAGGGGAGACGGGGCCGGGGAGAGGAAAGACACUUCUACAGAGCCCACUUGUCAGUGACACAAAGGAAAUGCCCCCUCCCAGCAAACUCCGGCUGCCCAGGAUCAGCCUGCCAGCCCUGGCUAAAACUGCUUUAUGUUUGAUGUGAACUUGUAGCUGUAAAACACUGUCAAAAGUUGGACUAAAUGCCUAGUUUUUAGUAAUCUGUACAUUUUGUUGUAAAAAAAAAAAAAACAAAAACAA